Molecule: messenger RNA, 2202 nt
Organism: Echinops telfairi (small Madagascar hedgehog)
Lineage: Eukaryota; Metazoa; Chordata; Mammalia; Afrosoricida; Tenrecidae
Product: bifunctional 3'-phosphoadenosine 5'-phosphosulfate synthase 1-like
Biological process (GO): 3'-phosphoadenosine 5'-phosphosulfate biosynthetic process; sulfate assimilation
Molecular function (GO): ATP binding; sulfate adenylyltransferase (ATP) activity; adenylylsulfate kinase activity
Source: RefSeq, a predicted model, not a curated record
AUGGAGAUUCCCGGGAGCCUUUACAAGAAAGUCAAGCUGAGCAAUAACGCGCAGAACUGGGGAAUGCAGACAGCCACGAACGACUAUCAAGCCCACCACGUUAGCAGGAACAAGAGAGGCCAGGUGGUGGGGACCAGAGGUGGCUUUCGCGGCUGCACAGUUUGGCUCACCAGCUUGUCAGGAGCGGGGAAGACCUUGGUGAGCAUGGCUCUGGAGAAGUACUUGGUGUGGCAUGGUAUUCCGUGCUAUACUUUGGAUGGUGACAACAUUCGUCAGGGACUCAAUAAAAAUCUUGGGUUUAGCCCUGAAGACAGAGAAGAGAAUGUCCGGCUUAUCGCUGAAGUUGCCAAACUGUUUGCAGACGCCGGCCUGGUGUGCAUCACAAGCUUCAUUUCGCCUUAUACUCAGGAUCAUAACAAUGCAAGGCAGAUUCAUGAGGGUGCAAGUCUGCCGUUUUUUGAAGUGUUUGUUGAUGCGCCUCUGCAUGUUUGUGAGCAGAGAGACGUCAAAGGGCUCUACAAAAAGCGGGCUGGAGAAAUAAAAGGUUUCACUGGGAUUGAUUCUGAGUAUGAAAAACCAGAGGCUCCUGAAUCGGUGCUGAAAACCCACUCUUGCGACGUCAAUGAUUGUGUCCAGCAAGUUGUGGAACUUCUGCAGGAACGGGACAUUGUAUCUGUGGAUGCCUCUUACGAAGUAAAAGAGCUAUAUGUGCCAGAAAAUAAACUUCAUUUGGCGAAAACAGACGCAGAAACAUUGCCAGCACUGAAAAUUAAUAAAGUGGACAUGCAGUGGGUGCAGGUUUUGGCAGAAGGUUGGGCGACACCUCCGAACGGCUUUAUGAGAGAGAGGGAGUACUUGCAGUGCCUUCAUUUUGAUUGUCUUCUGGACGUUCUGACGGCUCCCCAAGAAGAUAAAGAAAGGCUGGAUGGCCGCACAGCAUUCGCUCUGAUCUACGAGGGCCGCCGGGUGGCUAUUCUUUGGAACCCUGAGUUUUUUGAGCACAGGAAAGAGGAGCGCUGUGCCAGACAGUGGGGAUCGACAUGCAAGAACCAUCCCUACAUCAAGAUGGUUAUGGAGCGAGGAGAUUGGCUGAUGGGCGGAGAUCUUCAAGUCCUAGACCGGAUAUAUUGGAAUGAUGGUCUUGACCAGUAUCGUCUUACUCCCACUGAGCUAAAGCAGAAAUUUAAAGAUAUGAAUGCUGAUGCUGUCUUUGCAUUUCAGUUACGCAACCCGGUGCACAAUGGACAUGCUCGGUUAAUGCAGGACACCCAUAAGCAACUGCUGGAGAGGGGCUACCGGCACCCUGUCCUCCUCCUGCACCUUCUUGGUGGCUGGACAAAGGAUGAUGAUGUCCCUUUGAUGUGGCGGACGAAGCAGCAUGCUGCAGUGCUGGAGGAAGGUGUCCUGAACCCCGAAACAACAGUGGUGGCCAUCUUUCCGUCUCCCAUGAUGUAUGCUGGGCCCACUGAGGUCCAAUGGCAUUGCAGAGUGUGGAUGGUUGCAGGGGCCAAUUUUUACAUUGUCAGACAAGACCCUGCUGGCACACCCCAUGCAGAAACAGGGAAGGAUCUCUAUGAACCAACACAUGGUGCCAAAGUGCUAACCAUGGCCCCUGGGCUGAUCACCUUGGAAAUAGUACCCUUCCGAGUGGCGGCUUACAACAAGAAGAAGCGGAUGGACUACUAUGACUCAGAGCACCACGAAGACUUUGAAUUUAUUUUAGGAACUCGAAUGUGCAAACUCACCCCCAAAGGCCAGAAACCUCCUGAAGGCUUCAUGGCGGCCCAGGCUUGGGCUGUGCUGACAGAGUACUACAGAUCCCUGGAGAAAGUGUAAGCUGCUCACCCUGCAGCCCCACUUGAUUCUUCACUGAGUAACGAGGAGGGACCAAGUAGUCGCUGUUGGCUUUGCUCUGUGGUGGUGUCUGUCUGGAAGUGCUUCGGAAAUGCAGACCCUUCUCCUUAGCUUGCUUCAGUGUUGAUCUGCCUCAUGAGCUCUGUUUCAAGCAAUUGUUAACGCACUGCUGGUUUUAAUGUAUCUUCUCCACUUAGUAUAGUUCCUAUUCCUAUAAUAGGAUUUUAAAAUCUUGUCUUUUUAUAUUGUAUUUAUGCUUCUGUUUAAUGAUUUUUUUCAAGCUGUAUGUUAGUUGUAACCAGUAGUACAUGCAUUGAAUUUCAUUUUUCAUCCCUUAAAGAAAAAGAA